AUGCAGGAGAGGGGAAGGGGGGCUGGAGUGAGUGGAAAGCAUGCAGGAGAGGGGGAAGGGGGGCUGGAGUGGGUGGAGAGCACGCAGGAGAGUGGGAAGCGGGGCUGGAGUGAGUGGAAAGCAUGCAUGAGAGGGGGAAGCGGGGCUGGAGUGGGUGGAAAGCAUGCAGGAGAGGAGGAAGGGGGGCUGGAGUGGGUGGAAAGCAUGCAGGAGAGGGGGAAGCGAGGCUGGAGUGGGUGGAAAGCAUGCAGGAGAGGGGGAAGCGGGGCUGGAGUGAGUGGAAAGCAUGCAGAAGAGGGGGAAGGGGGGCUGGAGAGAGGGGGAAGCGGGGCUGGAGUGAGUGGAAAGCAUGCAGGAGAGGGGGAAGGGGUCUGGAGUGAGUGGAAAGCAUGCAGGAGAGGGGGAAGGGGGGCUGGAGUGAGUGGAAAGCAUGCAGGAGAGGGGGAAGGGGGGCUGGAGUGGGUGGAAAGCAUGCAGGAGAGGGGGAAGCGGGGCUGGAGUGAGUGGAAAGCAUGCAGGAGAGGGGGAAGGGGGGCUGGAGUGAGUGGAAAGCAUGCAGGAGAGGGGGAAGGGGGGCUGGAGUGA
Closterium sp. NIES-65 is the source of this 585-nucleotide messenger RNA. Lineage: Eukaryota; Viridiplantae; Streptophyta; Zygnematophyceae; Desmidiales; Closteriaceae. The record is from the annotation of a GenBank genome assembly.